AGAAACCCAAAGUGUCAUACAGCAACAAGGACAAUUACCACGACUAGUGACCGGAAUCGAACUGGAAUCCUUUCCCGAUUAUAUGAGUACAUGGACACUUGGUUGGCCACAUCACCGAUGCAGCUAUGCUUGGCUCUAUAACCGUCGGUCUUGAGCGAUGUUUCUUCAGUUUUCCCGAAUGUUUAGGUCCCCAGGUCCGAUUCCACCGCAAACAGCCAGCGUGUUAGUGACCUUCCAUGAAUGCACCAGCUUCUGUCCGGUUCUUGACGUAUCGACAUAUAAUAUUCUACGUAUGCAGUCACAAACAGCAGAUUCCCGGGUCUUCACUUCUAGUCUAGGGGAUCGAUUGAGAUUCCUAUAGGCUUGAUCCUAGGUAGCGAGAUUCCGGCGGCGACGCAUGCUACUAAAGAACUGGAAGACCACAAUCUGAUUGCUAUCUUGGAAGGUGAUGAUGCGAACAUUACGGAACAGCGACCGAAAUUUAAGUUAAAGUUGAUGGUGGCGACGAAGCCAUUGCCAUUCAUGAAAUCCAAUAAGAAGAACCGCAAAAAGAAUAAGCAUAUUAAGAAGAAAAAGAAGGUAUCUUCCUCAUCAUCCGCGGAUUCGUCAUCAUCGGACAACAACGAGGAGGAAGAGGAGUGGGUCGAAAAGUCGGGUAGCAAAGCGGAAGCCAGAGCCGGAACUUGCAUGGGUAGUGGUGGUGCGGACGAGGAACUGGGCGAUGGCGUCGUGGGACCGAUCAAAACCAGCCGUAAUCUAAGCCAGAAGGACUUUGGUAGGGCACUACUGCCUGGUGAGGGUGCCGCGAUGGCCGCCUAUGUGACCGAGUACAAGCGAAUUCCGCGGCGUGGUGAAAUCGGGCUUACAUCGGACGAGAUUGUCAACUUUGAGGACUUUGGAUACGUGAUGAGCGGUAGCAGCCAUCGUCGUAUGGAGGCGGUCCGUAUUCGUAAGGAAAAUCAAAUCUAUUCUGCGGACAAAAAACGAGCGCUGGUCAUGUUCAGCAAGGAAGAACGUCAGAAGCGGGAAAACAAGAUCCUGUCACAGUUCAAGGAGAUGAUCAGCGCUAAACUAGCCAAUGACAAGCGUUGAGUAGUUUAGCGUUAACAGUAUUAACUUAACUGCGCGCGUGCUCUCAGGUUCGUCACCAUACUUAUUUUCUGCCACAUCGCCAUUCAGAUGCCCUUCGUAGUGCUGCCGCCACCUUUGGGUUAUCUUUUAUAUUACUGUUUUUAAAUAAUAUGGACCUAUGGACAAUUAAAAAUAUAAUACCGUGCAUCGUGCAAAAAAUAUAAUUCCGCGCAUCGCCUAAAACCGUGGUUUUCAUCAAAAAUCAUAACCUGGCUAUCAUGGACAUAUUAUUAUUUGUUGAAAUGUUCAAACAUAUUAUGUUUGAACAUUUCACCAAAUAAUGUGAUGUCCACGAUAGCCAGGUUCUUUUUUUUUAUAAAAACCACGGUAUUAGGCGAUGCGCGAAUUAGGGCAGGUCAUGGUACUUCCAUUUCAGAGCCUUCGGAUGAGACAACGUAUCAUGAAGCAAAUAAAAGCGUAUCGACUACUGCGAUUGGUACCAGUAUCGGCGAUGCUAAUGAUCCUAAUGAUAAAAUAUGGAAAAACAACAACACAACUCCAAUCUGCAAAAUCGAAUUGCAAAAUUGUUCAGAUCAAACUGACUUCGAAGAUGAAAUUCCGGUCAUUGUAGUUGAGUCACAAAACUUUACCCCAGUGGACGCCACACCUUCGUUAGAGAGCAUCCAAUCGAGAGUAAUCGACGCAUCUACCGUCAUGGACACUGCGGAUGACAAUUUACUGCCAAACUCGGACCCGAUGUUCGCACUCCUGUUCACCAAGUGAAAAGCGUGACUAGCGUGAUUCAAGAAUUGCAUGAAGCUGACCGAGAACUUGCCGAGAACCAAAUUGCUCGAGUCCAAAACAAAGUGAGAAUGUUGGACAUUUUGAUGAAGUAGCUUGUACUGAGAAAACUACCGAGUUGAGCACGCAGCAAUCAGAUGAGUUGGAGUGGAUUUAUGAAAUUGUGAAAGCACCGAAAUGAACCUACGGUCGUUCUAGAUAGAAACAGUUUUAAUCGAUCCACCGGACAAGCUUAAGGUAGUUGACUCCCAUGGCUGGCGCUGGGUACAUGUAGAAGAGUCCGAUGACAACGACGUCAAUUUACAUCAAAAUCUGUGGGAUGGUUGCGAUCCUUUCCGAUUACAAUUCACGUCAGGUGAUUUCAACAACUCUACUGAAAAUUUUGCAAUUGAAUCAAGAAAGCAAUAGGUUAUCGUAAUAGAUGAUGAUGAAGUAGUAAUUAAAAUGGAGCCCAAAGAAAUUGUGGAAUCUCAUCAGGAAACUCAGGACGACGAGGCAUUGCAAAUACAGAAAAAAAAUCAAAACAGAAAGUGAAAUUCUUCGAAUAUCUGAAGAUUCUAAAGUUCUGAACCCUCAAGAUGUCAAUCAACCGGUUGUUGAAUCUGAAUGUGUCAUCACAAAAAACUAUGUUAAACACUUGACAAAAUCAAGACGUUCGCAUUAAAAAGAAAAUCAGAACAGGCACCCAAAUCAAAAAAGCCCAUUCUAAAACACAUCGCAUUGAAAUGGUCAACUAGCCCAUCUGUCGGAAAACCGAAAAGACCGCCUCGUAAAAGCACGGUAGUUAAUCCACGUCAACGGCACGCCGUUCAAACGCCAGUUCUCUCGUUGUUGGAUGCUCUUUUUGGGCAACCCAAACUGCCACCGUUGCAACGCACGUCUUCUACAACUCCUUGCCCUUCAACGUCGUCGCAGUCCGCAUCUCGUUCCUCGGUAGUUCCAAUGCCUAUCGUCGUAUCAAGAAUGAAAAAUCGAGGCUUUCGGAAAUUUUGAGGAUGUUGAGGUCGGCUAAAAGGAAGGCAGAAAAAUUUGCAUGAGUUGUGGGCUUUGCUGAAUUUUCUGUUGCCGGAUAUUUUCAACAUCGGAAAUGAUUUUGACUCCUGGUUCGACGCUAAUGAAUGCAUCAAAAUGAUUGAACGUUUCCAUGUGGUAUUGAAGCCUUUCUUGCUCCUGAAAUCGGAAGUAUAGAAGAGGGUGCUGCCAAAAAGGAGGUCAAAACGUGCGAAAAUCAAGUUAUUAAUCAAGUGGUUAAAUUGAUUAUUCAACAAAGGCGUUUUGUGGACAACAAAAUCAUGUUGAACAUCAUUCGAUUCAGCAUCAAUCGCGUUUUCGACCAUAUGUUGCAGAAAGAUGAAAAGCAAACCGCAGAGCAAGCCGCCAAGCAGGUCGAAUCUACGAACCCAAAGUAUCGAUUGCUCCCCUUCCUCCGAAGCAACCAAUUGUCCCUAAGAAUCCGGACCUGGGCAUGGAAGCAAGCAAGGAACAACAUAAUAUCCACAAAGCGGACCCGCUCAGAGAUUAGGAGCUUCUCGGGAAAGAAUCGCUGCUGACGCAAGGCUUCACCUUCUGGAACAAACAAGACUUCAGUCAAUUCAAAAGUCAAAACCAACUAAUCAGUCGGAAUGGCAUUGAAAACAUUGCCAAGGAGGUGGAGGGCAAACAUCGAAAGAGGUUAUGAAGUACAGUGCGGGCUUCUGUGAACGUUGCCACGAAAUGCAGGGCAUUGAGCGGCUGAUGAUCAGAUCGAACGGAGCGAGGCGAUGAUUCAACACCGGGCUUGGAAAUGCGGAGUGACGG
This is a messenger RNA of Armigeres subalbatus, 3669 nucleotides long. RefSeq names its product NKAP family protein CG6066-like. Gene Ontology annotation, biological process: regulation of gene expression. The coding region runs from base 496 to 1092 and encodes 198 amino acids. NCBI's taxonomy places the organism in Eukaryota, Metazoa, Arthropoda, Insecta, Diptera, Culicidae. Gene Ontology annotation, cellular component: nucleus. The transcript has 5 exons. The record is from RefSeq and is a predicted model, not a curated record. Gene Ontology annotation, molecular function: chromatin binding.